AUGAAGGUCCUGCUGAUGCUGGUGAUGCUGUUUGCCUGCAGUGUGCUCUCAGCUGAUGGGAAGCACCCACGUGCCUUUGCCCCAGGACUCGAGGGGAGCACUGUAGGAAACCUCACAGCCCAGAGCUGCUACUCAGGACGGGGCAGAGGCACAAUGAGGGCUUCACUGGACAGGUGCUGCCUGCUCCGCUCCUGCUGCUACGCCAGGCUGGCUGCUCGGCGCUGCCGUGUGGGACCCAUCCAGCCCCUCUCAGCAUCCCAGCCCGGGAUCCCCAGCUGCAGAUCUGGGUCCUGGUGCCAGCGGGGUGCCUGCAGAUGCGAUCGGGCAGCUCGGCUCUGCCAGAUGCGCGACCGGAGGCUGCGGCAGCCUCGCCGCAAGUGCCGGGGCCGAGCCGGGCGGUGUUGA
Molecule: messenger RNA, 405 nt
Organism: Indicator indicator
Lineage: Eukaryota; Metazoa; Chordata; Aves; Piciformes; Indicatoridae
Product: basic phospholipase A2 A-like
Exons: 4
Coding region: 1-405 (134 amino acids)
Biological process (GO): lipid catabolic process; arachidonate secretion; phospholipid metabolic process
Molecular function (GO): calcium ion binding; A2-type glycerophospholipase activity
Source: RefSeq, a predicted model, not a curated record